This is a messenger RNA of Ceratotherium simum simum (southern white rhinoceros), 1419 nucleotides long. The record is from RefSeq and is a predicted model, not a curated record. Lineage: Eukaryota; Metazoa; Chordata; Mammalia; Perissodactyla; Rhinocerotidae.
AAUCCAGACAGUUCCUAAUGUCGAGUAGCUGAGAUGGAGCUUCUGGAAAUCCCUAUUUCUCUUGCUCUUGUGGUUUGUGUCAUUCUGGUUUUUUUCUGUGAGUGGAAGAAGAGUCACAGAGGGGGAAGGCUUCCCCCUGGCUCAACUCCCCUUCCCAUCAUUGGAAAUCUGAUGCAGCUGAACCUCAAGGACAUGCCUGCAUCUCUCUCCGAGUCCUACUCUUUGCUUCUUCCCCUAGGAAUCCUCUUCAGUAAUGGAGAGACAUGGAAGCAAAUGCAGCGCUUCUCCCACAUGACCCUGAGGAACUUUGGGAUGGGGAAGAGAAGCAUCGAAGAUAGGAUCCAGGAGGAAGCCCAGUGCCUGGUGGAGGAGCUCAGAAAAAUGGAGGCUCAGCCCUUGGACCCUAUCUUCAUCCUCACCUGUGCUCCCUGCAAUGUGAUCUGCACCAUCCUCUUCAGUGAGCGUUUCCAGUACAAGAAUGAGAUGUUCCUCUCCCUGAUAUAUUUGCUAAUUGAAAGUUUUAAGCGAAUAAGCUCUCUGUGGAACCAGAUUUACAAUCUAUGGCCAACACUCAUAUAGCGUAUCUCUGGAGAGCACAAAGCAUUUGCCAAAAGGCUUAAUGGUGUUAAAAAUUUCAUUCUGGAAAAAGUGAAGGAGCAACAAGAGUCCCUGGAUCAUAAUAACCCUCAAGACUACGUUGAUUGUUUCCUCAGCAAGAUGGAGCAGGCACUGCAUUCAAAACACAACCCAGAGUCUGAAUUUGACUUGGACAACUUGGCAACCUGUGGAUCAAAUUUGUUUACAGCAGGAACAGAGACAACCAGUAGCAGCCUAAGAUAUGGACUCCUUCUCCUAAUGAAACACCCAGAGGUGGGAGCCAAAGUUCAUGAAGAUGUGAUUGGAAGCAACCAAAGCCCCUGCACGAAGGACAAGAUGAAGCUGCCCUAUACGGAGGCCGUGUUCCAUGAGAUACAAAGAUACGUCACCCUCCUUCCUUCUGAUUUACCCCAUGCUGUGACCCGGGACACAAAAUUCAGGCAAUACGUCAUCCCCGAGGGCACUACUGUAUUGCCAUUACUGUCUUCUGUCUUGUUCGAUUGCAAGGAGUUUCCUAGCUCAGAGAAGAUUGACCCAGACCACUUUUUGGAUAAAAAUGGCAGCUUCAGGAAAACAGAAUACUUCAUGCCUUUUUCCCUUGGGAAACGGGCCUGUAUUGGAGAGGGCCUGGCCCGCAUGGAGCUGUUCCUGUCCUUCACCACCAUGCUACAAAACUUUUUCCUGAAGCCCCUGGUGGAGCCAAAGGAAAUAAAGAUCAAACCCAUUGUUACUGGGCUUAUCAACAUCCCACCACCUUACAAGCUGUGCCUUAUCCCUAGCUAAAAGAAGAACUUUUCUCUGUUAAAAUUUAAAUCAAAGUAA